Magnolia sinica is the source of this 1353-nucleotide messenger RNA. Its product is annotated as transcription factor bHLH71-like. Lineage: Eukaryota; Viridiplantae; Streptophyta; Magnoliopsida; Magnoliales; Magnoliaceae. Bases 219 to 1163 code for a protein of 314 amino acids. Gene Ontology annotation, molecular function: protein dimerization activity; RNA polymerase II cis-regulatory region sequence-specific DNA binding; DNA-binding transcription factor activity, RNA polymerase II-specific. The record is from RefSeq and is a predicted model, not a curated record. The transcript has 3 exons. Gene Ontology annotation, biological process: regulation of transcription by RNA polymerase II.
AGUCAGGGAUCCAUUCAAGCCAUGUCUAAUUUGACUUAUCUAUCUCAAUGUGCCCCAUGAUUUAUAUGGUCCAGAUUGCUGUUGAUGUAUGACAACGGGCAGUGUAGAUGAAUCACCACCAUUUGAAAAUGGUUGUGAACAAUCACGGCAGCCUUGUCCGGGUCAUGGAGGCAACAUAUAAGUGUAAGAGAAGUUGCAUUUAAACAUAGAUUUGCAGCAUGGCACUUGCUUCUACCAACCUCCCCGGCUUCAUAGUCCAUAAUGCAAUACCGUCCAGUGAACAUUACUACCAUCAUCAGGGCCAUGGAAGCUUCUUGAUCGAGAACAACGUCAGCGAUGGGACCCAUCACCCGCAUCUCGACGGUUUGGGCUGGUCGGAUUUUCACGGUUACUUGGGUCAUUCUAAUUCAAUCAUGUCGGUGCAUUUAGGAUCAUCUGAAUCGAUGGAUGGGAGGCCGAAUAUGUCUGUGCAGGGAACAAAGAAGAGGAGAAGAAGGCCGAAGAUUUGUAAGGACAAGGAAGAAGCAGAGACACAAAGGAUGGCACACAUUUUCAUUGAGCGGAACCGCCGGAAACUGAUGAACGAGCACCUUGCCGUGUUGCGGUCCAUGAUGCCGGAUUAUUAUCUACAGAGGGGCGACCAAGCUUCCAUUGUUGGAGGUGCCAUCAAUUUUGUGAAGGAACUCGAGCAACUCCUCCAAUCACUCGAAGCUCAAAAACGAAUACUACAACGACAAAGAGGCCGGAAAGAAGUAUCACACAACAACAACAAUGACAGCGACAGCAACAACGAUUAUCAUCCUAAGCCUCCAUUUGAGGAAUUCUCUAAAUACCCUCAGUACUCACGGUCUCAACUCCCUGGUGAUCAACAAUUAGAGAAUGGAUCCGCUGUGGCCGAUAUAGAGGUCACGAUGAUCAACGCCUGUGCAAAUCUUAGAAUCCUUUCUAAGAGGAGGCCCAAACAGUUUACGAAGAUUAUCAUUGGAUUUCAAGCCCUCCAUCUUACCAUCCUUCACCUUAAUGUCACCACCGUAGAUCCGUUCAUCUUCUACUCAAUCAGUGCAAAGGUGGAGGAAGGGUGCCACCUGAAAUCGGUAGAUGACAUAGCGGGUGCAGUUCACCACAUGCUCACAAUAGUAGAAGAGGAAGACACUGUAUGCUGAGAAGAAGAGGUAUUGACAAGAAUGCCCACGGGACUUGCCAAGAACUAUCAAAUUGCCCCCGAGACUAUGAGGCUUUGGACAGGGAUUCUACCUUUGAUUUUUGCUAACUUUGUACAGCUCUAUAUUGCUUACUAAGUUUUAACGGAUUUUUGUUGGAUAGUCGUGAAAUGCUUGAAGAGGACUUACAUGA